Messenger RNA from Dendronephthya gigantea, 713 nucleotides. RefSeq names its product complex I assembly factor TIMMDC1, mitochondrial-like. Gene Ontology annotation, cellular component: mitochondrion. NCBI's taxonomy places the organism in Eukaryota, Metazoa, Cnidaria, Anthozoa, Malacalcyonacea, Nephtheidae. Bases 63 to 710 code for a protein of 215 amino acids. The transcript has a single exon. The record is from RefSeq and is a predicted model, not a curated record.
GAUCAAUUGUAAGAAAGAAAAAAAGUUACUUGUCAAUUUUAUACCAAAUUUAAUGCUUUACCAUGACAGAAUUUAUGCUUAUUGAUGAUGAAAGGCCAGACACCUUUUGGGGUCGAGUGAAACAAGCAUUCUCAAAAAACGAGUUUGGGGAAAUCCGUCCAGAGAUUGCACAUAUUCCUGUAGUGGUAUGUUGCGGAUCAUUGGUGGGAAUGAUGAUUGGUGGCCGUUAUGGUGCUAGGAUACGUGGAGUCUCAAAUAUCAAUAGUAAUAAACUAACUAUAUAUACAUCAUCUGUCCAGGCUGAAAGGGAACAUUUCUCAGCAAUUUUGUUAGGAUUUUUUCAAUAUGGUUGCCGUUGGGGUUGGCGAGCUGGACUAUACUCUGGGAUUUACAGCACAACACUUACAGCUGUCUCUAUUGGUCGAGACAAGGAAGAUGCUUUAAACUAUAUUGCCGCAGGUGCUACCACAGGAAUUGUGUAUAAACUCUUCUCUGGUUUUCGUGGCAUUCUUAUUGGAGCGCUGUUUGGUGCAGGAAUUUGUACUCCCAUAGGGUUAUGCAUGCAAGGAUUGAGCUAUGUCAUUCCAUAUGAUAAAGUGUUGAAAGAUGAAAUAGCUAUGCAAAAUGCUAAAAAGAAACAUCAGUUGAAAAUGACUGAAAAGGUUUUAGAAAGAAUGGAGAGUGAACUAGAGAGUUCAAAAGAUAUGUAAAGU